UUCAUGUGUCCACACACCCGGCCCGCGCGUUCUGCCCUUAAAAAAGCGAACAAAAAUCUCGGGAUCCAUGUGGAUGCGGAUCCCACAGACGGUUUCGUCACACGUGGCUAUUUUCGUAAGCUUAGCUCCACUAUGUGGCGCCUCUUUCUGCUCCUCCACCAUCAAACUACCCAACUCCGUCUUCCUCCGCCGUGCUCCUCCCUCGUCGGCGUUCAAACUCAUUGCGGUAAGCCGCUAACAAUUCACCCACAUUGCUUGCAAUUCUCUUACUCAUUUCCAUUCAGUUUUUCUUCUCUUUUUUCCACUCGAAUUAUUUCCAUACGUUUUUUGCUUGCUAAAACUGGAAUUACGAUUUUUAUUGUAACCAUUCAUUACAGUGCAGUGAGUACUGAUUAGCGUGGUGAAUCCGAUCAUGUAUUCACUGACAAUACCAAACUGCGGAGGUCUCCACCGAUCACAAUUCGGUAGUUUCCCUCCGCCAUCGUCCCCUAUGGAGAAGCAACAGUCUCCGGAAUACUUCGUUUUCUCUUCGUUCUGGGGCAAAGAAUUGAAAUUGACCAAUGCCGAAUCGGUCUUUCAUCGCCGGUUUCCGGCGACUACUCGGAAGAGAACUUUCGCGGUUUCACCAUCGGCUUCUCUUUCCACGUUUAAGAUGAAUUUGAAUGAAUACAUGGUGACUCUCGACAAACCUCUCGGGAUUCGUUUCGCUCUCUCCGUUGACGGGAAAAUUUUCGUCCACUCACUCAAGAAAGGGGGAAAUGCUGAGAAAGCAAGGAUAAUAAUGGUUGGAGAUACUCUGAAGAAGGCUAGUGAAUCAUCAGGUGGGGGACUUAUUGAGAUCAAAGACUUGGGUGAUACAGAGAAAAUGAUGAAGGAAAGUUCAGGUUCUUGUAGCCUUGUUCUAGAGAGACCCUUCUCUCCUUUUCCAGUUCAUCAGUUAUUUCUGAUGACUGACCUUGAUAUCUUGUUCAACAGAGGUCGCGUCUCUCUUGCUACUUGGAAUAAAAAUGUGCUUUCUUCAAGCCUACGAACCUCUACGGAGGGCUCUGGGAAUUCUGGUUUUGUCACCUUUUCGUCCAAGUAUGUGAAUUCCCUGGGAUGGAAGUAUUUGAAUGAUCAAUAUAAAAUCAACCAGCCACAACUCGGGAGGAACAGUACGCCUCCUUCGCCUUUAAGUCCAGUUGUUACUAUUUUCUCAGUUGAUGAAUCAACAGAUGGUGAAUGGGCUCAUGGCAGUUUUCCUUUGGAUGAGUACGCUAAGGCAUUGGAUCGUUCCAAGGGAGAACUCUACUAUGAUCACUCUCUCGGUAUGCGAUACAGUAAGAUCACUGAACAGAUAUAUGUUGGAUCAUGUAUACAAGCUGAGGCUGAUGUUGAGAAUCUAUCCAAAGCUGCGGGGAUAACUGCAGUGUUGAAUCUCCAAAGUGGUAUUGAAGCAGAAAAUUGGGGAAUAAACUCAAAAAUAAUUAAUGAGACCUGCCAACGUUGUGAUAUUCUUAUGAUCAAUUAUCCAAUAAGGGAGGUGGAUUCCUUCGAUACAAGAAAGAAACUACCCUUCUGUGUUGGUCUUCUCCUACGCCUUCUCAAGAAAAACCAUCGUGUAUAUGUCACUUGCACCACUGGUUUUGAUCGAUCCGCAGCUUGUGUAGUUGCAUAUCUACACUGGAUGACGGACACUUCCCUUCACGCAGCCUACAAUUUUGUCACUGGUUUGCAUUCUUGCAAACCUGACAGGGCAGCGAUUGCUUGGGCAACGUGGGACUUAAUUGCAAAGGUGGAAAGUGGGAUACAUGAUGGACCAGCCACCCAUGCAGUGACCUUUGUGUGGAAUGGGCAUGAGGGGGAAGAUGUUCACUUGGUUGGUGAUUUUACUGGGAAUUGGAAAGAACCCAUUAAAGCAGUCCAUAAGGGUGGCCCAAGAUAUGAAGUCGAAAUUAGACUUCCGCAGGGAAAGUACUAUUAUAAGUAUGUCGUUGACGGUCAGUGGAGACAUUCCACAAGUUCACCCACUGAAAGGGACGAUAGGGGGAAUCUUAACAAUGUCAUAGAGAUUGGUGAUGUAGCUAGUGUCCGGCCUACUUCUCAACAACAAAAGAAGGAUGCAAAUAUUGUGAAGGUGAUUGAAAGGCCAUUGACUGAAAAUGAGCGGUUCAUGCUGGCUAAAGCAGCUAGAUGUGUUGCAUUCUCUGUCUGCCCCAUAAGAUUGGCCCCAAAGUAGUUGCUCAUUGACACCUUUGGCGUACAGCUCCCGUAGUUCAAGGCCCCAAGUUUCCACUUUCUACUGAGGUGUAAUUAAAAUGAGGAAAUCACCGAAUUUUUGUUUUUAAAAUUUUUCUUACUGAACUGGUACCUGGCGGUCAUGUGAAUAAAUAUUUAUCUAGAGCAAAAGAAAAUAAGGUGGAAAAGUAGUUGCAGCCUGCCGGUUUGGGAUGGAAUUCUUACGAGGGAGGUGAUCUUAUAGUUGUUAAUGCAGCUAGCGCAAGUUACUGCCCGCAUUCAGAUUGUAAGACUUUGGAUAUUCUACUUCCUAUUCCACAGGAAACUUGUGGAUUCAUGUACCAGAAAAUGGAAAUGAUUACUGCCUACCCUUAGUAUAAAUUUCCUAAGCUCCCAUCCUGCC
Oldenlandia corymbosa var. corymbosa is the source of this 2620-nucleotide messenger RNA. The record is from the annotation of a GenBank genome assembly. NCBI's taxonomy places the organism in Eukaryota, Viridiplantae, Streptophyta, Magnoliopsida, Gentianales, Rubiaceae.